AUAAACUUCAAUCAAUAAAUGGAAUUUGUUUCCUGUUGAAAAUAGGAGUACGGAAUAAAAGAUGUUCGGAAAAGAAUAGGUUUAAAAAAAAUCAAACAUUUACUAAAAAUACUCGUAGGUAAAAUAAAAUGACUUCCAGAAAGAAAAUUCAGGCACCAUGGCUGCCGAAGCCUGUUUGGUACAAUUUUCCUAUGACUAAAGGCCUCCGUCAUCACCGAACAGCAGUUGGAAUCAUAUUAGCUGCCAACAGUAAAAUGGAAUGUGUUUUCAUGAGUCAGUUUCUUGACCAAAUACGAGUACGUCUACUCAACGAUGACCGUAAAACAGAAGGCAAUUUUGCUGUUAACAAUUCCCCACCAGGUCGAGCAUCAACUGUCAGCAUUAACUCCGUAAGUGUUCCAUUCAUAGAUUGUGAGUACCUUAAUGAUCCUCCAGAUUAUAGUCGCGAUAUCAAUAUAAGCUAUCCAUCAAAUUCAAAAAUUCUUCCCAUCUUUCGUUUUGGAGACAAUUUAGAAGAUUUCUUCAAACUCUGGGAUACCCAAGAUGCAGAAUUCGCUUACGUAGAAUCAGAUUACUUUGGUCUCCUAAUACCGAAAGUGGACAAAGAGACUGCGAGGAAGCUACCUGGUGGCAAAAAUCUUAAUCAGUUAAUUACUUUCUACGACCUUAUAUUUACUACCUACAGUGACUUGAUAGGGUUGUCAUUUGAAGAAACUGGCACCAAUAAGAACGUAAGAAACAGGUUUUUUCUGAAAGCUGACAAAAAUGGAUAUGGGUUGGCAUAUUACGGUCACGAGUUUACGGCUGUGAAUUCAGGAUCAAUGAAAUCCUUCUGGUUGGAUGUCAGUCCAACAAAUUGGGGGGCGUUGCAUGAAAUAGGUCAUGGACAUGAAUUACAAAGUAUAGGCGAUGAAACAUUAUCAGUUAGUGAAGUGUGGAACAAUAUUCUAUGCUUCUUUUAUCAAGUCAUCGCGUUUGGAAAAGAUAUGCCAUGGAAAGGUUCGAAACAAAAUGAAAUGAACCUUGCUGGAAUACUCAGAAAAGAAACCGAAGUUGAGAGUUGGGAUUUAAUACAGAAAUUGUCCUUUUUGACGCACAUGUUUUUUAAAGCUGGUCGGAAAUCUUUUACGCGUUUCAAUCAACUGACUCGCGAAGAAUUUGAUGACCGUCCUUAUUAUGCUAGUGGAACAUUCUUAGUAGAAAAACUGAUGCACUUUUUUGCAAUCGAGUUUGCUGUUGAUGUUUAUCCCUUUAUGAAACUGGCAAAAGCAGCGAUACGAGAAGAAGAGCUAUAUGAGCAUUACUAUGUUUUAUCCAGUGUAGCCUAUCCUCUGAAUAACAUCAUAAGCGAUCUCAAGGAAAUGCAUAAUGUUUAUUCCAAUCUAGGUCUACUGUACUUAUCUAGUUUGGUUACUCCAUCAGAUUUGAGUUACACUAAACUCAAAAAUGAUUUCACUGUUAACAUAGAUAGCCAAGUACUUGAUGUCUUGUCCGGUAAUACAUUAAAACUGAUGGAUGGAUCUCGAACUGUAACUGAGCAAAAAAUUCUGAGUCAAAAUAUUGAUUUUAAGGAUGUACCUGUAGGGGUAUACAAGAUUUUUAUUGAGCCAAAUGCUAAGAAUACAAAACUUGCCUAUAAUGAUUUUUAUGCCAUAGUUCAUGCCAAUAAACCCAAUAAACUACUCCUUUCAGCUAAGGUAAUGAAGGAACCUUCUCUUCCAACUGACAAAAUUAAAUUUCUUGCGUACAGUGAUGAAGAAUUCGCAACUCUCACAGCAAAUCCUUUAAAGAAAUUAAUAAAGUUCCGAUUUUACAAAGCAAACCCUAAUGCUUCUUUUAAAUCCCAGACGUACGCAAGUGUAAUUAUAAAGAAUCAGAAAAACGAAGUUAUUUUUAGCAGAAUUAUAGAGGGCACUAGUAGUAACACUGGAUCUUUCGACAUACCUAUGGAAGGAGAGCUGCAAAUUGAAAUAUUUCACGCGGAAACACGGAUUCGCCGCCUACAAAUUGACGAUCCAAUGAUGGAUGUCAUCAUAGAUCGUAAUAGUUUGACAAACUAUUUCACUGUAAAUGAACUAGGCUUUCAAAACAAAUACAAGAUUUCACCGAAAGAUUUGUUAGAAAAGAAUUUCUUGAGGAAGAUCGAAUUUAAAGCAAGUAAAAUUAAAAGUAAGAUGUCCUUGUAUGUAAGACCUCAUUGCCAGCCCAAAUAUAAUAUACUUUUAGCUGUGGAAACUUUUGAACGUUUGUUCAGGAAUAACAGCGUCGAUAAAAGUCUGAGAGAUCAAUACAAAGAUUGUUUGCCAUCCUCUUAAAAUAGCAACCUUGAAGUAGAAAAUGUGAAUGAUAAUUAAAACAAAAUCUUUGCUUUUUUUAAAUUAAAAAAUUAUUUAAUUUCUUAUUUAACUUACUUUAAACUUCAAAAAAAUUAUUCAAGAAAUUUAAGAGAAGGGCACAAAGAAAGGGAGAAGUAUGACUUGAAAGGAACUUACAGAUCUCUUAAAAAAGUAGAAGACAUCUAAUUUCAAUUCUGAACUUAAUUCCAUUAUUCCUAUUUCCCUUCAGUAUUUUACUGUAAACGUAUAAGCAAUAUCGAUCAACUCGAUCUUUUAUAAAUAUUUUUAAUUUGUUUCAUUUUAAAUUACAUUAUAUUGAUUGUCUGUCAUUAUAGAAACUAGAAUAUUUUUAAAAUCUUGACAGAACGCAAUUUUUAU
Messenger RNA from Parasteatoda tepidariorum (common house spider), 2714 nucleotides. RefSeq lists its product as uncharacterized. Lineage: Eukaryota; Metazoa; Arthropoda; Arachnida; Araneae; Theridiidae. The record is from RefSeq and is a predicted model, not a curated record.